Molecule: messenger RNA, 777 nt
Organism: Closterium sp. NIES-65
Lineage: Eukaryota; Viridiplantae; Streptophyta; Zygnematophyceae; Desmidiales; Closteriaceae
Source: the annotation of a GenBank genome assembly
AUGGCUACCCCCAGUGUCCUUACCUUUGAUGCUGAGGGUCGGGCUGUUGACUUUGGGGUCUGGGUCGAUGACCUACAGCUUUUCCUAGAGUGCGAUAGGGCAGACGUUCUCUCCCUCCUCGAUCUCACGUCUGGUGCCUCUCCUGCCCCGCCUGCUGAUGCUGACAGCACUGUUCGCUCACAGUGGGCCACACGCGAUGCUGUUGCCCGUCUUGCUGUGCGUCGCCACUUACCGACCGCUGAGCAUGCGCACUUUAGUCAGUACAAGAGUGCUAAGACCUUGGACCACUUCCUCUCAGUUUUCCCCACCACACUCACCGUUGACCUCCUCAAGGAGCGCUUCCUGGCAGCAGAGAAGAUUAUAGUAGCUGUCGGAGCCUCUCGUGGUGACCCUCGUAACCCCGUCUUUGAGGGGUGUUCCCCCUCCCCCCUCUUGCCCUCUGUCGCCUCUGCUGCUGCGGCCGACCUCGCUGGCUUCGAGUCGGUUGGAGCGGCGUCUGCCCCUAGCGGGAGACGCCGCACCGGCAAGGGCAAGGGGGGCGAGGGCACUGGAGGAGCUGACGGGGGCGGCGGAGGUGGAGGGGGAGGCGGUGGAGGGAGUGGGGGUGGUGGUGGGAGUGGUGGCGGGGGUGGAGGCGUCGGUGGCAGCAGUGGAGGCGGGGGUGGCGGCGGCGGUGAUGGAGGGAGCGGAGGAGGCAGAGGAGGUGGAGGAGGCGGCGGCAGUGAAGCGGGUCGCGGCUCUACGCAGAGAGGUGGCCCCGGUGGUGGACAGUGCUAG